AUGGCACCUAGCCCGAGAACGCCACGGCAGUCUACUCUCUCGCGCCCGCGCGGUCGUCCUAAGGGCUCUGUCAACACAGUGCGACGCGUUAGGGACGGCAGCAUUGUAGCUGCUACUGAACCCCCUUCAAAGCGUCGACGAUAUGCUGCUAGUGGUUCUGGUAGCGUCAGUAGAUUUACGGACCAUAAUGGCAACGACCAGGUCGAUACACCCGUUGCGACUACUAGUCGCUCGAGGGCACGGCACAGUACGCAAAACGGUGCGGCGUCCCCCGCUAUCUACCCCAGACGUGAACGUAGCACCCGCACCCGCACCGCAACUCGAGUCGAAGUAGACGAUGAAAUGCAAAUCAGUUCCGCCGCUGCUGUUGCCGCCGCUGUUGUGCAAAGUGAAGGCUACAAACCCAGAGAAGAACGCGGCUGGGAGGAAUUUCACCCGAAUCUCGAUAUAGAUGCCACCUUUAUGCUAUUCCACGCCGAAGAUGUCGACGGAACUGCGAAGCCAUUCCCGGAAACGCCAGCGAAGGUUUCUGGCGCCGAUCAUCACGAUGUAGGCAGCCCAUCAAAAGAACCUAAUGGAGCAUCUACAUCUCUCCUGAACACGCAGAAUACCACGACAAAUAAUCCUACCCCUGCUGCUACACUUUUAGCAACACCCUCCAGAAGGCGUGGCGGUCGAUUACCUCGCGGAGACUCACUUUAUGCUACUCGUGGGGAUCAGCAAGCGGCACCGAACACGCCGACGCCUCUGCCGAUUCACGGUCAGAAUACCAAGGAGAAGCUUGACCUGAAGCAACCUUCCUAUCGUAAAACCGACCGCAUAUUGCUGUUUGAAAGCAAGAAAUUUGGUCAAGCUCGAUAUGUCGACAAGGCCAUGAUGAAUGUCGGAUACCAAGAGAGCGAUAACUUCAUUCGCCCCGAUAGAAAAUUAAUUAAAGCAAGCGAUGCUAACAUUGAGGACGAAGCUGAACAGGCUGCUGUUGUUAAGGGAGAGGGGGAAUCGGCGCUUCAGUCAACUAAUGUGCUUGGUCGCGUUGAAUACGACAUGGAUGAACAGGACGAUAUGUGGCUGGAGUCGUACAACGCGCAUAGAAAAUCACAGGGCUGGAACCCGGUUACCCGUGAAGUCUUCGAAAUCACCAUCACCAAAAUUGAAAAGGAGUGGCACGCUCUAGAGAAAAGAAUACCGAAGCCCAAUCCUAAGCCGCCGCAAACCCACAGGCCCCGUUCUAGCUCCGCUGCGGCCGUAAAUGGCGAGCCGCAGGCCGGAGAAGAACAGGAUAGUAAGUGCGCGAUUUGCGACGACGGUGAUUGCGAGAACACGAAUGCAAUUGUUUUUUGUGACGGUUGCGAUCUUGCGGUCCACCAGGAGUGUUAUGGUGUUCCAUUUAUUCCGGAGGGCCAAUGGUUAUGUCGCAAAUGCCAGCUUAUUGGCCGUGGGAUCCCGACCUGUAUCUUCUGCCCCAACUCUGAUGGUGCCUUCAAGCAGACAAAUUCCUCUAAGUGGGCGCAUCUGCUCUGCGCUAUGUGGAUUCCAGAAGUGACCUUGGGCAACCAUACCUUCAUGGAACCCGUCAUGGAUGUGGAUAAGGUCCCGAAGAGCCGCUGGAAGCUGACCUGUUACAUUUGCAACCAGCAAAUGGGUGCCUGCAUACAAUGUGGGAACAAAGCAUGUUACCAGGCCUUCCAUGUGACCUGUGCCCGCCGCGCCCGAUUAUUCUUAAAGAUGAAGAAUAGUUCGGGGGCUUUAGAUGUCCUUGAUGGCAGUACGAAUCUGAAGGCGCUUUGCGAUAAGCACUGCCCUUCCGAGUACGCUAAAGAGAAUGAUGUAGUUCGCGCAACUAAGAGAGCCAAAAAAUACUACAGGAAGACGAUGAGUGACCGAAUCUGGGCCAAUAGCCAGGCUAAAGCCAUGUCUAUUGCAGCAUCACACCGGAAUGCAAUCACCGAACAUCCGCCCGACGAGUCGCAAAUGACUGGGGCGAAGCUGUCCGCUGUUCUUGGAGAUAAGAAGGGGCAGGCAGGAAAGCCGAUAUGGAAGCUUCCGUCUGGUGCUCCUGUGAUACCACAGGCCGUAUUUGAAAUCGUCGAAGCAUCGCUGCAGCGCUUCAAUUUCCUCAAGCGUAAGGAGUUUGUAAGCGACGCAUGCCGCUACUGGACAUUAAAGCGCGAAGCCCGCCGUGGCGCUGCGCUUCUGAAGCGUUUGCAAUUACAGAUGGAAACUUUCUCUUCCAUGGAGCUUACUCGGCGGAACUUUGCAGCUAUGGGUCCUUCCGGGAUAACUCGGUUGAACAGGAGAAUAGAGUUUUCUGACACCCUUAUUAAAGAUCUGGAGCAGCUCAAGGCCCUGUCGGAGGUGGUCGUCCAAAGGGAACAGAGCAAGCUCGACGCUGCCGAAAUGGAACAGGAAUUUGUUGACACCUGUUACUUUCCCAUCCACAAGAUGCUUCCACCAAUUGUAGAGAAAGCCAUCACGCUUGACAAAAACCUGUUUCACGAUGGGCUUAUCAAGUUGUCCAAUAGGAUCGAUGAUAGAUUCUAUACCACAACGCUGUCAUUUACUCACGAUCUCUGCGAGGUCAUUAAUAUUGGUGUGAACACGGAGCCGAAGUUCGAGCCUGAGUCGCAGCAUAAGGCUGGACCUGCCACCCCAGCAAUGUCUAAAUCUGACUUCUCUGAUUACAGGGAUAGGAAAAAGCUUGGUAAGAGAAUCCUUAAGUCGGUACAACCACAGCUAGAAACAGCCCUGCGUCUCGAGUCAGAGGCAGCCCAUAGGCCAUUCGACAGUAUGAGGCAAGAGCUAGAAGCUAUGAUAGAGGUGAGCCUCGAACUGCGGCAGCAGGCCAUUGGACAAGGCAAUGUGGAGUCUGAACGAAGUCAAGAUGUUAUCAUGGUUGAUUCGUCAGCUCCAGAGAUUACUGUCGGCGGUCAAGAAAACGACUCUGCCGCUGGAGGACCUUCUGGCGACGUUCCUAUGGCUGAAGCUGACGUCCAGGGUGAGGUCGUUGGUGGCAACGGUAAUAUUGAAGUUAAUACAUCUAGCUUCGAUGCGAACGAUGAAAUGGAAGGUGUUCAAUCGACUAGUAACGAGGUGUUAAUGGUCGAGGCGAAGCAGGAAGCCAUGCCGAACGAUAGCCUGCAAGUGAUAGAUACACCGCCAGCAACCAACGGCUACGUAGGUACAGGGCCUUCACUGCAGCCUGCACCUCCAACUCCACCCCAGUCUAACGGUAGUUUGGGGCGCCAACCUACUGAUCCGCUUACCGACGGCGGCGUUGUGUGGUACCUGCAGGACUUCGAGCCUGAAGGCGCAUCUGCAAUCCAAGAACAGUGGCAAGGCAGGGACGCCGCCCGUAGCCUUAGUGAGGAGCUUACCGAAAUCGACGAGGAUGAGCUCAAAGGGCUUGGGGUCGAAAUCGACAGAGAUGUUAUCACGGCGUCGCCAGCCAACACCACCGAGACAGCGGAACCCGCUGCUGUUAGCGCCCCCAGCCCCACAAAGAAGAGUAAUGCGAAGGCGAGGAAACGUAAGGCGCCCUACCGAAGACGUUAA
Molecule: messenger RNA, 3552 nt
Organism: Daldinia caldariorum
Lineage: Eukaryota; Fungi; Ascomycota; Sordariomycetes; Xylariales; Hypoxylaceae
Product: bromodomain and PHD finger-containing protein
Exons: 3
Coding region: 1-3552 (1183 amino acids)
Biological process (GO): regulation of transcription by RNA polymerase II
Source: RefSeq, a predicted model, not a curated record